Molecule: messenger RNA, 3359 nt
Organism: Frankliniella occidentalis (western flower thrips)
Lineage: Eukaryota; Metazoa; Arthropoda; Insecta; Thysanoptera; Thripidae
Product: protein starmaker
Exons: 6
Coding region: 281-1594 (437 amino acids)
Source: RefSeq, a predicted model, not a curated record
AUUGGUAAAACGAAAACAACAACAAGAAGGACCUGGGUAGAUGGGAUAUAUACACACAGACGUACAAAGAGAAAAGUCCUGACCAUGUUCGACUUUUACAGUUGAGCCAAGAACUUAGUUGCAUUAGUCGGAGUCAACGAGUGUUGUUUUCAUUCGGGAUGAAUAUUUGUGUACAUUUUAAAUAGAAUCAGUGGAUAUGGAGUAGGUAGUGGACAAAGUCCUUGAUCAUCCUGUCUCCCUGCUCGCUCAGCUUCCCUGUUGAGACUUAAUACACAAAAGGAUGGUGGAAAAUUCUCAAGUAUUACCAUCAUGGCCUAGAAACAGGUCAUCUGAGCGCAGUCGUGGGUCUAAGACUUUCCGAAACCCACCUCAGCCUCAUAUGUGUAUUCAAGAUUAUUUGGAGGGAUCACAAGAACCAUGCUAUAUCAAUGUCCUAUCAUGGGAAAAGAUUGCACUACCCUCUACUCCUGAAGAUUAUAUUCCACUCUACGGGGGAAUGCAAGUACCACAUUCUCCACCCAGUCAUUCCCCGGUUUUUGCUGUGAUGGCGAACCCAGAAGUUCUGCGUGCCAAAGGAAAGCAUGCUGCAGAUCCUCAGGAAACUCAUGCCCUGGUUUUGAUGUUACUUGAUUUCGUUGAGCUUAUGAACCGCAACCGUGGUCUUCAUUUUGCGAGGCAUUUUCACAUAUUGCCUGACAGAGAUCUAGCUGGGGAAUUGAAAAACGUUUGGGCAGCAGUGCAAAUGAAACGUGCUCAAGAUACAGCUGCAAGAGCUUCGAUGCAGCAGCUAGCCUCAUUAGAGCAGCAAAGAAAGCAACAACUAGUACAUCAGUUGAAGAACUCAGUCGACAGAGAUGUUGAAGAGCAGAUUCAACGUGAACGCAGGAAUCAACAACAACUUUUUAAAGAAAGACAGGCAAUUGCUCAAAGAGAACAACGCUAUCGUCAGCAGCAACAACAGCAUGAUGAUCUACAAAGGAGAAUGGAUGAGUUUGAGAUGGAGAAGUAUUUAGAACAGAGACAUCAUCAAAGACUUCUACAUGAACAGCAAAGAGAUCAGAAACGCUAUGACCGUCUUCUCAUGAAAUCUUUGGAAUCCCCUAAAACGUCAGACAGUAAUGAAGGGAGACACAUGUCUGAUUCAGAGUUUCUAGCAGAAAACUCAACAGCACUAGACUUUAGUGUCAAGCGGCAUGCCUCUGAAGACUCUUGCUUAUCCAUUGUUGGCAACAAUUGUGAUGAUAGUCAAAAUUCUAAUCAAGACCUGGAAUCAAUUGAUCUUGGAGACUCCUCACCGGUCUCAACCCCUACCACACCAACUUCUCCUCACAGUAACAUUAUUGACUGUAGCUCAAUGAAAUAUAGAGAACAGGAAUAUUUAUCAACAUCUGCCAGUGAAUCUGACUAUACUUCAGAUGAUGGAGAUGCAACUGAUAUUGAUGCAGAACUUGAUGGUGAGAGUGAUACUGAUGGUGAGAAACGGCAUUUUUUAGCUCGAGUAACAUUGAGAGUUGAUUCAGAGGAAGAAAAUCCUUUUGAGGUAGAGUCCAAAGGCGGACAUGAUGGAGGCACCACCAGUAAGCUCAAACAUUGAAUUAAUGAAUGUUCUGGUUCAAACAUGCUCAUCGUCAUUUAUAUAAGUUGUCAUAGUCAUUGAGACAUAGGCUAUAGCAACUAUGUUUUAAGUGUGUGAGACAGAAGAGGAAUUUUUGUAGCAUUGUUUUUGUUAGUUUUUUGUUUUGUUUUAUCUUUGGGGGGAAAUGCCAUGUGAUCUCAUUGUGAAUUUUGCUGUUAUUGUUUUUAUUAUUUUUGAGGGCUAAGGAUUGUAUUAGAGAGUGCAGGUUCUGUUCUAUCAAUUUUCUCAAUACUACUUGUAUUUAUGAUUUGCCCCACUGUUCUGAGAAGCAUGGUUCAUGUCUCAUAUCAAGCAUCCAACAUUUUUGCGGUACUAAACAGCAAUCACACAUUUUCAUUACUAUACCUUCCACUUGAUGCUUCGUAAAGCUUACGUUGCGUGGAAAUUAUGCAUGCGUUUUGUGACCUCUUAAUCAACAACACUUAUUCUUUUCAUCGUUGUAUGUACUGUAACUCUUCAUAUUUUUAAUGAAUUGAGUAUCAUGUCAAUUUAUAAGGUUUUAUGCCACUCAUGUGUUAUCUUUUUCAUUGUUGUUUUAUUUUGUUGAAAAUGUUUAUGCUUUCCUUAGAUUUAUGUUUUGUAGACUUAUUUGGACAUUUUUAGUAUAUGUUGUGCCUUGUGCAUAUGUCAUGUUAAAUGUAUGUUUUAAUUGACUUGACUUUAUUUAAAUCUCUUUUUUUUGUGUGUAAAGUGCUGAAGUAUGUAAUCAUCCAAUCACCAUAAUCCUAACUGAUAGGCUGGAUAGUAUUUUGGUACUAGUCAUUGUAGGUUUCCCUUUCCUUUUGUAAGCCCAUUCUCAUCUUCUAUUGUUUAGAGGGCCAAUCUCUUUGGUAAUUAAUUUCCUAGGUCACAGAGGUUGUUUGUUUCUUUUAUUAGUGAUGCUUUGCUUCUUGUAUUUCUCUCAUUUAAAAAAAACAAAAAACAAUGAAAUAAGUUGAAGUGUCUUCAUCUUUGGAGGCUUGUUCAUGGUCAUCUGAAGACAAGAUUGUCCUGCUGAAGCUGUGAGUGAAAUCUUUUGGAAUCUUCUUCAUGAUUUGUUGUAAAUAACGGACUCAGUGUACAUACUGUACAUUUUUAAUUACAUACUACUCGUUUAUUAUUUUAGGUUACUUUAUCUGACCUAGUCAGCUCAAGUACUCAGCUUACAGAAAGCAAAUUUAAUUGGUUUUUAAAGAGAUAGAAUGUGUAAAGUGUAUUUGUGUAUUAUGUGGCUGCAGAAUGUUUUUGCUCUAGUAUAAGUCUUCCCAGUAUGGCUAUGUGUAGGGAUCUAAUAAUUGUGACAGCCAUUUCAGACUGAUUUUGACAUCAGUGUGUUUAAUUCCAAAUUUGUACAAGACUUCUACUGUCAAAUUUGUGAUCUCAUUUUACAUUACACCUAUUGUCAUUGACUGCUAUUUGACUUAAAAUCGUACAAAAUCAGUGUAAUAUAGGCUAGAAUCUUGAAUCCCAUUUUUUUUAAAAACAUGUUUUUUGUAACCUUUUAUUUUAUUAGGACUUUUGGUGUAUUAUGACAGUGUGCCUAUUGUUCUUCAACAAAUCCCCUUAUAAUUUAUCUGAGUGCCAAACAGGUUUAGCUAAUUAUGUUUCAUGUGUGCCACUUUUAGUUCCUAAAUUGUAGCUACUGAAAUUGGUGAAAGCAACUUGUUUCCACAUUUUUCAUCACAACCAGUGUAGGUAGUGACAAUACAUAUGCAACAUGCAAGUUGUAUUAUUGCUGCUUUAA